Molecule: messenger RNA, 1407 nt
Organism: Cuscuta campestris
Lineage: Eukaryota; Viridiplantae; Streptophyta; Magnoliopsida; Solanales; Convolvulaceae
Source: the annotation of a GenBank genome assembly
CACAAUCUAAGUUGCCUAUAAAACCCAAACUCUCUCAUUUCUUCUCAUCCUCACUGUCACAAACGUAAGCUCAUCAGCUAAACCGCCAUAUACAGACAAUUUCCAAGUGCUUUAGUUUUCUUUCUCAUCUGUGACAGGAUGACCAUCCUUGUUCGGCAAGCCGAGCUUGAUAUGGGCGUUCAGGAGAAAGGAAUGGCACCUGAAGAGCUAAAGAAAGUGGAAAACGGUGGCUUCGUCGUGCCAGGGAGCAAUGCUUUUGGUAACACAUUCAGGGAUUAUAAUGCAGAUACGGCAAGGAAGGAGAUUGUUAAGGACCUCUAUAGGCAAAGCCACAUUGGCCACACCUACGAUUUCGUGAAGAAGAUGAGGGAGAAGUAUGGGAAGAUGGACAGGGUAGAGAUGAGCAUAUGGGAAUGUUGUGAGCUGUUGAAUGAUGUUGUGGAUGAUAGUGAUCCCGAUCUGGAUGAACCCCAAAUCGAGCAUUUGUUGCAGACAGCUGAAGCCAUCAGGAAAGACUAUCCUAAUGAGGAUUGGCUCCAUUUGACUGCACUUAUCCAUGAUCUUGGCAAAGUUCUGCUGCUACCGAGCUUUGGAGAGCUUCCUCAAUGGGCCGUUGUAGGUGACACAUUUCCUCUUGGUUGUGCAUUUGAUGACUCAAAUGUUCAUCCUGAGUUCUUCAAGGAGAACCCUGAUUAUGAUAAUCCCGCUUACAACACUAAGUACGGGGUUUAUUCGGAGGGAUGUGGGCUGGAUAAUGUGCUUAUGUCUUGGGGCCAUGAUGACUACAUGUACUUGGUGGCUAAGGAAAACAAGACUACACUACCAAAUGCUGGACUGUUUAUAAUCAGAUACCACUCCUUUUAUGCUCUGCACAAGGCAGGUGCAUAUACUCACCUGAUGAACGAGGAGGAUCGGGAGAAUCUGAAAUGGCUCAAAGUAUUCAACCAAUAUGAUCUGUACAGUAAGAGCAAAGUCAGGAUUGAUGUUGAGAAAGUGAAGCCAUACUAUGAGUCUCUCAUUAAGAAGUACUUCCCAGAAAAGCUCAAAUGGUGAAAUUCUGGAGGAUUCGGAACCUAUACACAUCUGCUUAAAAGCAUUAAUUGCAUCGCCGUGUUCUGUCUUGUUUGUUUAUUGUAAUAAUUUGGUGUACCAAAAGGGAGUUUUCUACUUCCUGCACUUUUAAUGUAUACAUAUCGCAAUUAUACAAUCAGACAACAUUUUCUUGAAAUUGAAUAAUCUCUUUUUCACGACUUAUUAUGAACAUUUUAUAUAGUUCCCUUUUAGCAUGUGAUGUUUAUGAUGCAUCAUAUCAACUUAUGGAAGGAACCCAUACUGUGAGAUGUUUCAUUACAUGAAUUUCCAGAAAUGUUCUUAACUAAAUCAUUGAAAUGAACUUACUUUGCAAAU